UCCCCCCUUCUCCUGCUCAUCACUGCAGUGCUCAUCCCGACCUCCCGGUCCCAGCCCGGGCUCCUGCUCUGCUCCCGCCUCUGGAAGGAUGUCGGAGGGGGUGGAUCUGAUCGAUAUCUACGCCGAUGAGGAGUUCAACCAGGACUCAGAGUUCAGCAGCGCCGAUCAGAUGGACCUGUACGAUGAUGUCCUGGCCGUCAGCUCCCAGCCCCCCGAGAGCCGCAGCAGCAGCAGCUCCGAGCCCCCCCCCGAGAUCCGCCAGGAGCCGUCCCCCAAAGCCAACAGCAAGGCCCCGGCCAUCCUGUACACCUACAGCGGGCUGCGCAACAAGAGGGCUGCUGUCUACGUGGGCAGCUUCUCCUGGUGGACAACGGACCAGCAGCUGAUCCAAACCAUCCGCUCCGUCGGUGUCUAUGAUGUGGUGGAGCUGAAGUUCGCAGAGAACCGAGCCAACGGCCAGUCCAAAGGGUACGCAGAGGUGGUGGUUGCCUCCGAGAACUCGGUGCACAAGCUCCUGGAGCUCCUACCUGGCAAGAUGCUCAAUGGGGACAAGGUGGAGGUGAGGCUGGCCACCCGGCAGAACCUCUCCCAGUUCGAGGCCCAGGCUCGCAAACGUGUGCCUCCGAGGGCCCAUUCCCGGGAUUCCAUGGACUCCGUGGAUGGCCGGGCCACCCCAACAGAGAAUGCAUUGCCCGCAGCCCGCCCGGACAAACCCCCUUCGGUCCUUCCCUUCUUCAACCGCCCCCCCACCGCCUUGCCCCUUAUGGGGCUGCCCCCCCCACCCAUGCCACCACCCCCCCCCUUGUCCUCCGGUUUCGGUGUCCCCCCACCACCCCCCGGUAUCCACUACCAGCACCUCAUGCCCCCCCCACCCCGACUGCCCCCACACCUUGCUGUGCCCCCCCCGGGGGCUGUCCCCCCUGCCCUGCACCUCAACCCUGCCUUCUUCCCCCCACCCAACGCGGCGCUGGGUCCUCCACCGGACACCUACGGCAAGGCCAUGGCUCCCUAUAACCACAGCAGCCGGGAGCUGGGUCCUCCCCCGGCCCCAGUGAGUGAAGGGGAGUUUGAGGAGAUCAUGAACAGGAACCGGGCCAUCUCCAGCAGCGCCAUAUCCAAGGCGGUGUCCGGGGCCAGCGCAGGUGACUACAGCGACGCCAUCGAGACCCUGCUCACGGCCAUCGCUGUCAUCAAGCAGUCCCGUGUGGCCAGCGACGAGCGGUGCCGCGUCCUCCUCUCGUCCCUCAAGGACUGCCUGCACGGCAUCGAGGCCAAGUCCUACAGCACCGGCGCCAGCAGCAGCUCCUCCAGGAAAAGGCACCGAUCCCGGGAGCGCUCCCCCAGCCGGUCCCGUGACAGCAGCCGGCGGCACCGGGACGUGCUCCACAGCGAGGACCGGCACGAGGACUACUUCCAGGAGCGGAACCGGGAGCACGAGCGGCAUCGGGACAGGGACAGAGAGAGGGACCGGCACCACUGAGAGAGGAACUCGGCAGGAAGUGGUUUUUAAUGGACUCGUAUCUCCUCCCCUCGACGAGGCUGCUCCACCCUCCCACCCCAUCCCAGGCCCCCCCCAGCUCCCUCC
Neopsephotus bourkii (Bourke's parrot) is the source of this 1585-nucleotide messenger RNA. RefSeq names its product cleavage and polyadenylation specific factor 7 (gene CPSF7). NCBI's taxonomy places the organism in Eukaryota, Metazoa, Chordata, Aves, Psittaciformes, Psittacidae. Gene Ontology annotation, cellular component: mRNA cleavage and polyadenylation specificity factor complex. Gene Ontology annotation, biological process: mRNA alternative polyadenylation. Gene Ontology annotation, molecular function: mRNA binding. The record is from RefSeq and is a predicted model, not a curated record. The transcript is spliced from 9 exons. Bases 89 to 1480 code for a protein of 463 amino acids.